Messenger RNA from Hippocampus zosterae (dwarf seahorse), 399 nucleotides. RefSeq names its product protein krueppel-like. The record is from RefSeq and is a predicted model, not a curated record. NCBI's taxonomy places the organism in Eukaryota, Metazoa, Chordata, Actinopteri, Syngnathiformes, Syngnathidae. Bases 1 to 399 code for a protein of 132 amino acids. Gene Ontology annotation, biological process: regulation of transcription by RNA polymerase II. The transcript has a single exon. Gene Ontology annotation, molecular function: DNA-binding transcription factor activity; RNA polymerase II cis-regulatory region sequence-specific DNA binding.
AUGGAGUCACAUAUGAGCACGCACACGGGGGAAAACCCCUUCGCUUGCUCCGUGUGUGGCGAUCGCUUCGCGCUCAAGUCGGUCAUGGUGUCGCACACCCGCAUACACACCCGAGAGAAGUGCUACGCUUGCUCCGUGUGCGGGAAAAGGUUCCCUCAAAGGGUGUACAUGGAGUCCCACGUGAGGACUCACACCGGAGAAAAACCAUUCGCCUGCUCGCUUUGCGGAAAGCGCUUCCCGUACAGGAACAGUUUAAAGGCGCACAUGAAGUCGCACGGCGGGGAGGACGUGUUGGCCUUCCCCGUUUGCGGCGUGACCUUCGCUCAAACGAUGUCCCAGACUAAAGCUCAGUCCUCUGGAUGGACCCUCACCCCCCACUCCCGGCCCCAUGUCGACUAA